UUUUGGGCAGCUCGCCUCAAUCGUGUUUUUCAACACACCGUUCUCCUAGCUACAAGAGACAAUGAGUGAGACGUUGAUAAAUACAUCGAGAAUGUAGUUCAGAGGAAAAAUUUAUCAAUCCAAGUGCAAGGGGAUGGGGUGCAGUGAAUCCAAGCCAUCUCAAGGCAACGGGAGAGCCGAAGCUGAGGCAAUUAUUUCAUCCAAUGGAAACGGAUUGCAGGAGACAGAGCCGGCAAAAACCAAAGCAACGGAUAAUUCGCUACAAGACGUGAACCCAAUCCAAUUAAAUUCCACUCACGGAAGCGUUAAAAGACCUGAAGAGUCGAACAUUAUGAAACCACUGAGAGCAAGGCCAUCCGGUCUGGAAAACGCCUGGGGUAACACAAGAGUCGUAAAUGAAAACCUCGAAAAUACUUUCAACAAGCCGCAAGUACAAAAGGUGGACGACUUUGGCAGCGAAUAUGGAAAAGAUGGUGUUGAUUUAGCCUCAAGUCACGUCCAAAGCGGGCAGGAUGCUGAGAAAUUCGUCAGUAACUCGCUUGGUGCGCGAACAUCCCCCGAUGGUACAUACAGCGCUGAUUACAAUGAGAGACUGAACCAUGAACGCCCUGGUAUCCAUAAGAAAGAAUCAGAUGAAUCUUUCGAUCCGUCGAAAUUAAUAGAUAUUGAAAAAUUCAAAGCGGCAAAUGCCCCAGGAAAACAGGUGCAAACGACCACCGCAAAACCAGAAUUGUCAAAUUUUGACGUAUACCACAACGUUCUUGAUGUCUCAAGAAAAGCAGCCAGUAAUGAUGUAGAGAGGCCGCUAAACUAUAACGAAAUUUACGACGACGAUGAAAAGCAACUGAUUGCCAGCAUAGAGAAUGACUUUGAGACAGCUUUGCCAGGAUCUGUGUUCUAACAAAUAACCGUUCCCUCCUAGGUAAUGAACGGUAAUUUAUAACCGCGUAUUAAAGAUACACGUAAUUUACUACGCCAAGAAACUCACUCAUUUUGGAUGAAAUUACCAUUUAAGCUCCAAAAAAAAUCUCAUUGAAUCAGUGUAAUGACUUAAGGGAUUUUCAUCAAAUUGUUAUUGUGGCCAAGACUGUUUUUAUAGCGAUUAGUUCGGUUUUACUCAUCCUCACGACCAACGAUAUUCUGUUUUCUUAUGUUUAAUUUUUGUUUGUUUUUCAAUAGAAAUUCAAAAGUAGAGAAACAGCUCGAUUCUCCUGGAAGUCACUUCCGUGAAGCUGCGUUUCUUUUAGCUUUACGAAGUUAUUUUUGAAUGCGAUAGGAUAAAGUCAUGUUUUCAGUUUCACAUCUCCAUUCUAUGGUUUCAGAUCCCCGGAUUUUACGGGCGUUUCACCCUGAUGCAUCAACGAA
Pocillopora damicornis (cauliflower coral) is the source of this 1365-nucleotide messenger RNA. RefSeq lists its product as uncharacterized. The record is from RefSeq and is a predicted model, not a curated record. Lineage: Eukaryota; Metazoa; Cnidaria; Anthozoa; Scleractinia; Pocilloporidae.